Molecule: messenger RNA, 2610 nt
Organism: Vitis riparia (riverbank grape)
Lineage: Eukaryota; Viridiplantae; Streptophyta; Magnoliopsida; Vitales; Vitaceae
Product: lysM domain receptor-like kinase 4
Exons: 1
Coding region: 379-2271 (630 amino acids)
Biological process (GO): protein phosphorylation
Molecular function (GO): protein kinase activity; ATP binding
Source: RefSeq, a predicted model, not a curated record
CUUGCAUCCAAGUCUUUUCAAUAGCUAUUUUACCAUUUAAAACCGACAUAAUGGUUGCUAACUACAUAUAAAGGCAGAAUGUUUCUAUGCUCUUCUCAGAGUUCAUAUGGUGGCAGGCAGCGAGCGCCCACAACCUCGCUACCUUCUGAAGUUCAACCCUGAGACAAGCUGAAAUGGUAAACCAAGCCAAACCAUAUACGGAAGAUGACCAGCGAAUUAUCGACCAAUCUUCUCUAUUCCAAGAAAUUUCGUCACAGAGAUACAUUGACACGUUAUUAGAAAAGUUAUUAGAAAAGUCAGUUCAAAGCACAACACCCAAAAGUUAAGCCAACCUGUUUGACAGAGACAGAGAGCAUAGUUUAUAACCGAUUCAUCCCCAUGAGAUCUUCCAAUUCAACCAAAAUGGCCUCUCCAUCUUUCUUCUCCGUCUUCACUCUCUCCCUGAUUUGUUGCUUUUCCUUGAUUCUUGCUCAGCAGUCUUACCUCGGCCUGGGCACAGCAGACUGUUACAAUAAUAAUUAUACUACUGUUCUUGGUUACACCUGUAAUGGUGUAAACACCACCUGCCAAACUUACCUCAUCUUCAGAUCAGAAUCCCCAUAUAACAAUGUUUCUUCCAUCUCUGAUCUCUUGGCUUCUGACCCAUCUCAGCUCGCUCAAAUCAAUUCAGUAACUGAGACUGCUACUUUUGACACAAACAAGGAGGUGAUUGUUCCUGUCAACUGCUCUUGUUCAGGUAACUACUCUCAGACAAACACAUCUUAUGUUGUUCAAAAUGGAGACUAUCCCUUAUGGAUUGCAAACAACACUUUCCAAGGCCUCUCAACCUGUCAGGCUCUCCUAAACCAAAACCCUUCUGUAAGUGCAACAAAUCUAAAUCCUGGUACUUCAAUUACUGUUCCUCUCAGGUGUGCUUGUCCAACAAAGGCCCAAAGCGAUGCGGGUGUCAAGUAUCUAAUGAGUUACCUGGUCGCUUAUGGUGAUACUGUUUCAGCUAUAAGUGGGAGGUUUGGUGUCGAUACUGGAAGGACUCUUGAAGCUAAUGAGCUUUCUGAGCAAGACACCAUUAAUCCUUUUACUACCCUUCUAAUUCCUCUGCAAAAUCCACCUUCAAGCUCCCAAACCAUAGUGCCACCACCACCACCGCCACCACCACCUCCACCUCCAUCUGCUGUAUCUUCCCCCAGUGGAAGUUCAAAGAAGACAUGGGUGUAUGUUAUUGUUGGAGUUGCUGCAGGAGUUGUUCUUCUUUUGUUCUUUGGCUAUGUCAUUUUCGUAAAAUUCUUCAGAAAAACCAAGAAGAAAAAUGAUCAAAUUGCUGUCUCAGAGAGCUUUAAACCACUUGAAAAACCCCUCAAGGUGGAAGAACAUGAGUUCUUCGAGAGUAUAUCCAGCAUGGCACAAUCCGUCAAAGUUUACAAAUUUGAGGAACUACAAUCUGCAACUGACAAUUUCAGCCCAAGUUGUCUGAUUAAGGGAUCUGUUUAUCGUGGCACAAUUAAGGGGGAUUUGGCUGCCAUUAAGAAAAUGGAUGGAAAUGUGUCAAACGAAAUAGCUUUACUAAGCAAGAUCAACCAUUUUAAUGUUAUCCGCCUCUCUGGCAUUUGUUUUAAUGAUGGGCAUUGGUAUCUAGUUCAUGAGUAUGCUGUUAAUGGAUCCUUGAGUGAUUGGAUCUAUUACAACAACAAUGAUAGGAGAUUCUUGGUUUGGACGCAGAGAAUUCAGAUUGCUUUGGAUGUGGCCACAGGGCUUAACUAUCUCCAUAUCCAUGUCAGCCCUUCUUAUAUCCACAAGGAUAUGAAAAGUAAUAAUGUGCUUCUCGAUGGGGAUUUCAGGGCUAAGAUUGCUAACUUUGAUCAGGCAAGGUCAGCAGAGGGGCAGGAAGGUCAGUUUGCCUUGACGAGGCACAUCGUUGGGACAAAGGGUUACAUGGCUCCAGAGUAUCUGGAGAAUGGUUUGAUCUCCACAAAGCUCGAUGUCUAUGCGUUUGGGGUUCUCAUGCUGGAGAUAUUUACUGGGAAAGAAGUUGCCGCUCUAUAUGGAGGGAAAAGCAUACACUUAUCAGAGGUCUUGGCUGCUGUGCUUCAUGAGGAUGACGGAAAGGAGAAGUUGGGGGACUUCAUAGAUCCGUCUUUAGAUGGGAAUUAUCCUCCAGAACUUGCCAUUUUUAUGAUCAGAUUGAUAGAUAGCUGCUUAACGAAAGCUCCAGCAGGUCGCCCAGACAUGGAUGAGAUAGUGCAAUCCCUAUCAAGAAUCUUGGCCUCUUCAUAAGCCUGGGAAUCGUCUAAUAAUGGUGCAGGAUAACAAAAUUAUAGUGAAAGCUUUUGAUGGCAUUUACAGUAUGGUAGGGUCGGUUUGAUUUCAAAGUCUUAAUUUUGUAAUAUUUCGUGUAUUUCUUUCAAUUUUCCAUGGUAUGAUGCAUAAUUCAAUUCAGAUGCAAUUCAAUCUCUCUCUCUCUUCCUUGUUUUUGCUAGUUUCUCACAUAUAUUUGGGAGUCUAGAAUCGUGAAGGCCUGUCGUCUUAAAGUGCUAUGGAUUGUCUAGUAUGACAAUUGUUCUCUAGGUUUAUUGGUAAAAGAUGGUCUACCCCUUUAAAGAGUUUGCUAUUAAA